Messenger RNA from Jaculus jaculus (lesser Egyptian jerboa), 4327 nucleotides. RefSeq names its product DNA ligase 1 (gene Lig1). The record is from RefSeq and is a predicted model, not a curated record. Gene Ontology annotation, biological process: lagging strand elongation; DNA biosynthetic process; Okazaki fragment processing involved in mitotic DNA replication. NCBI's taxonomy places the organism in Eukaryota, Metazoa, Chordata, Mammalia, Rodentia, Dipodidae. The coding region runs from base 208 to 2967 and encodes 919 amino acids. The transcript is spliced from 28 exons. Gene Ontology annotation, cellular component: mitochondrion; nucleus. Gene Ontology annotation, molecular function: DNA ligase (ATP) activity; ATP binding; DNA binding.
GUGGCGCGAAUCGGGGACUUUCGGGUGCGAAGAGCUGAGUGAAUUUGGCGUCGCGUGAAGCGGCUCGUGGGGCGGCACGAGGCAAGUGCGGCCGUGCACGCGGUGCCAGGGCCCAGGACUUGCCGAGCGCUCCGGAGCCCGUGGGCUUCGUCAGGUACAGCUGACAAGAAAGAACAGAAGAGGGAAAGGAAUAAUUCUGACAGCAUCAUGCAGCGAACAAUCAUGUCAUUUUUCCAGCCCAUGAAAGAGGGUAAAACAAGAAAGCCUGAGAAGGAGACACCCAAUGGCGGCAGCAAAGAGAAGGAGCCACAGCUGAAGGUGGCCCUGAAGGAGAGGAAUGGAGUGGUGCCCAAGAGUGACUCUCCAGUGAAGAGGCCAUGGAGGAAGGUAUCCCGGGUCUUGAGCAGUGAAGAGGAGGAGGAGGAAGAAGAAGCCCUUGGUACCCCCAAACACCAGAAGUCUGUGCCAGACUCCACACAGAACUCUCCUCCCAGCCCUGCCACAUGUCUGGAGAAUAGUCCUUUCCCCACCAACAGCUCCCCCAUGGACAUCUCCCCAUCAGGGAUCCCAAAGCGUCGUACCGCUCGGAAGCAGCUCUCAAAACGGAAGAUUCAGGACUCAGUCCUGGAGGAGCAGAGAGAAGACAAGGACAAAGAAGCCAAGAAGAGGAAGAAGGAAGAAGCAGAGAUCCCAGCAGAAAGCACCACCGAGGCUGAAGUUGCAAAACCAAAGGAAGAAGAUGAGCAGCCAACAGCACCCCCUGCUCCUUCCAUGCCCUCCAAAGUGGAGACUCCAGCAGAAGUGGAGAACAUUCCAGUGCCCAGGGUAGGCGGGAACCAGGAGCCUCAGGAAGAGGACCCGAGCAAGCCUCCUAGCAAAGCUCCUCGCACGCUGAGCAGCUUCUUCACCCCCCGGAAGCCGGCAGUCAAAGCAGAGGUGAAACCAGAGCAGGUAGAUGUGCCAAGGAAGGAAGAGGCCAGUGGAAUGCUGGACCCAACAAGCUACAAUCCUGCCAAAAACAACUACCAUCCCAUCGAAGAUGCCUGCUGGAAAUCUGGCCAAAAGGUCCCUUUUCUGGCUGUGGCUCGAACAUUUGAGAAGAUCGAGGAAGUUUCGGCUCGCCUCAAGAUGGUAGAGACCCUGAGCAACUUGCUGCGCUCUGUGGUGGCCCUGUCACCUCCAGACCUGCUCCCUGUCCUGUACCUCAGCCUCAACUGCCUCGGGCCACCCCAGCAGGGCCUGGAGCUGGGCAUUGGUGAUGGUGUGCUCAUCAAGGCAGUGGCUCAGGCCACAGGUCGGCAGCUGGAGGCCAUCCGGGCUGAAGUAGCUGAGAAGGGUGACGUGGGGCUGGUGGCCGAGAGUAGCCGCAGCACCCAGAGGCUUAUGCUGCCACCGCCCCCUCUGACUACCUCAGGGGUCUUCAACAAGUUUCGUGACAUUGCUCGGCUCACUGGCAGCACUUCCACAGCCAGGAAGAUAGAAAUCAUCAAAGGUCUCUUUGUUGCUUGCCGCUACUCAGAAGCCCGCUACAUCGCCAGGUCCCUGAGUGGACGGCUGCGCCUCGGGCUGGCUGAACAGUCGGUGCUGACUGCCCUGGCCCAAGCUGUGAGCCUCACGCCCCCUGGGCAAGAAUUUCCCACAGCCGUGGUGGAUGCUGGGAAAGGCAAGACAGCUGAGGCCAGAAAGGCAUGGUUGGAGGAACAAGGCAUGAUCUUGAAGCAGACCUUCUGCGAGGUUCCUGACCUGGACCGAAUCAUCCCUGUGUUGCUGGAGCAUGGCCUGGAGCAUCUCCCAGAGCACUGCAGGCUGAGUCCAGGUGUCCCUCUGAAGCCGAUGCUGGCCCAUCCCACUCGCGGUGUCCGGGAAGUUCUGAAACGCUUUGAGGAAGCCGCCUUCACCUGCGAGUACAAGUACGACGGGCAGCGGGCACAGAUCCACGUUCUGGAAGGUGGGGAGGUUAAGAUAUUCAGCAGGAAUCAAGAGGACAACACGCAGAAGUACCCUGACAUCAUCAGCCGCAUCCCCAAGAUUAAACUGCCCUCAGUGACAUCAUUCAUCCUGGAUACAGAAGCUGUGGCUUGGGACCGGGAAAAGAAGCAGAUCCAGCCAUUCCAAGUGCUCACAACACGCAAACGAAAGGAGGUUGAUGCAUCAGAGAUACAAGUGCAGGUGUGCCUGUAUGCCUUUGAUCUCAUCUACCUCAAUGGAGAGUCUCUUGUUCGCCAGCCCCUGUCACGACGUCGGCAGCUGCUCCGGGAGAACUUUGUGGAGACAGAGGGUGAGUUCGUCUUUGCCACUUCACUGGACACCAAGGACAUUGAACAGAUUGCUGAAUUCUUGGAACAGUCAGUGAAAGAUUCUUGUGAGGGGCUGAUGGUGAAGACCUUGGAUGUUGACGCCACCUAUGAGAUCGCCAAGAGGUCACACAACUGGCUUAAGCUGAAGAAGGACUACCUUGAAGGCGUGGGUGACACCUUGGACCUUGUGGUGAUCGGUGCCUACCUGGGCCGGGGAAAGCGGGCUGGCCGGUAUGGGGGCUUCCUGUUGGCUGCCUACGAUGAGGACAGUGAGGAGCUGCAGGCCAUAUGCAAGCUAGGAACUGGCUUCAGUGACGAAGAGCUGGAGGAACAUUACCAGAGCCUACAGGCCCUGGUUCUGCCCACUCCACGACCCUAUGUGCGUGCCGAUGGGGCUGUGGCUCCUGACCACUGGCUGGACCCGAGUGCUGUGUGGGAGGUGAAGUGUGCAGAUCUCUCUUUAUCACCCAUCUACCCUGCUGCCCGGGGCCUGGUGGACAGUGACAAGGGCAUCUCCCUUCGCUUCCCUCGGUUUGUUCGUGUCCGUGAAGAUAAGGAUCCAGAGGAAGCCACCACCAGUGCCCAGGUGGCGUAUCUGUACCGGAAGCAAAGUCAGAUUCAGAACCAGCAGGGCUCAAGCUCGGACUCUGACUCUGAAGACUGCUACUAAACGGCUGCUGGGGCAGAGGUGCAGGGAGCCUGGGGACAGCGUCUACCCGGCUCUGCUGCGUGGUGGGGGCGUGGGGGCGGGGUUAUGCUGGGUCCCGGAUUUGUUUGUCCUCCUCUGUGAAUCCUGAACAUGUGAUCAGCGCGACUAAGGACUGGAACGUUUUCUUUUAUUUCAGUUAUUCUCAUUUUAAUUUUGAAUAGUUCUGUGACCAGGGCUAGUCACUGGGUAGCAGGAGUCUGACAAGUUAAUGUGUUUUGCUCUUUUCACCUCUGAGCACUCCAGCAGGUUGGUGCUGUCAGAAGCCGUGUGUGCAUGUGUGGGUGGGGAACACAGAGGCCUAGUGACCCUCCAGAAGUUUUCUAGCCGAGUCCCAUUUUCUUGGAAGACAGUGGCACAGUAAUGAAUGAAUAGCUUCCAUCUCUGCCCCCCAAUGUGUUGUCACCGGACAUCACCUCAGAAUCCUCAACACGGUGAUGCACACAUCACAGGAUAAGAGCAGGCAAGGACAAGAGCUCUUGCUCACAGUGGAGCCCUAGCACAAGGCCUGGAACAGAACAGGUGCUGAGAAGUCAUGGUACAAUUACUCUGUUUUUUCUGAUAAAACUAUUUGAUCUGGUUCCCAUAUCGGGGAUGCUAUUAUUUGCUUCAGACCUCAGGUAGUAUGUGGUGGAUUAAGAUUGGACGAGGGCCUCAAAACCCCGAGAUUCUGAUUGUGACUCCUGUGAUAUAGAAGGUUGCUCCAUGCUCAGCCCCAAGACACUUUUUCCAGGCUCCUCCCAACUCUCUAAGAUUGAAACCCGGUGAGCUUGCAGCUCAUUGAGCUAGUCAGCUGAAGCAGUGUCUGCUUCAGGUGCCAUUGCCGUAUCUAGCUCAUCCCUCCCUCUGCCCUUCACCCUUGUGCUGGCCACGAAAUGACACAUUGCCCAACUACUUGCCUGUAAGUUUUCUUCCCUUGUAGCACCAAAAUCAAGGCAGUGGCUGCAGUCUGCUGCCAGAAACACCCAGUUUUUGACAAGUAAGAAGGGUUCACAGUGACCCUUCCCUGCCUGAGGGCCAGAGGACAACAGGUUUUGUCCUGCCUUCUCCACCAGAGCAGGAGCUACAUGGAAGCAGAGAGGCUUCUGUAGGGUUUAGAAGGUGAAGCAUGCCGGAAACCUGCAGCGGUUUCUGUGAACAGAUGCGGAACACGGGAGCAUCAUGCUCCAAAUACAGGAGAUUGGAUGUUGUUCUGGUUUGAUCAUUGCUGAGGGACUAUCGGUAUACGAGAUUGGUUCUCUGUUCUCCUGAGAAGUCAUCUAACCUUUUGUGUCUUGGGUUUGUUUCUCUGUAACAUGGAAAUAAAAGAAUAAUUUUUUUGUGA